Messenger RNA from Lagopus muta (rock ptarmigan), 6698 nucleotides. It is a transcript of the gene FAM81A, whose product is annotated as family with sequence similarity 81 member A. Lineage: Eukaryota; Metazoa; Chordata; Aves; Galliformes; Phasianidae. The record is from RefSeq and is a predicted model, not a curated record. The transcript is spliced from 11 exons. Bases 781 to 2052 code for a protein of 423 amino acids.
GUUUGCAGACGCAUCGCAGCAUUAUACUCCACCGGGUUCUGUCGCUCCUCCGGAGGAACACCCCGCUCCGAGUGCUGCCGCGGGCAGGGUGAGCCCCGCUGCCGUGCGCGCCCCCGGAGGGGCGGGAGAACCGCGGCAGCGGGGGGGGAGCGGCUGGGGCGGGCGCUGCCUAUAAAUACGGCUGCGGCGCGCCCCCCGCCGCUCCGUUCCCAUGGUGACGGCGUCCUGGCAACGGCGGCAGCUCCCGCAGCCCGGCCUGCGUCGGGCCCGCGCCGCUCCCCGUACCGGACGGACGGACAGGCAGACAGGGUAGGACAGGCGCUGGGGGCAAGCGCGGAGCGUCGCGGUCGGAGCGCGGCGAGGAGCGGGACCCGCGGGGCGCGGAGGAGAGGUGCGCAGCCCCCGCCCGCCGCAGUGGUAGUAUCUGGUGCCUUGCUGCUGUGAUAUGCAUAGCUCUACCUAAAUCAGUGGGAUAUUGCCACGUUCAUAGCUUUGUGUUCAAAUCCUGCAUCAAGAUCAUUGAGUUGUGCCGUGGCCCAGAGCACGAGGAGCCCAGAGCUCAGAGCUAGCAGCUUGGGCUCCUCAGGCUGCUGUGUGACCUCGUGGGACAGCCAGGCGCUCCCCAUGGACAGAGGCACUGCUUGAACACCUGGGGAGCACCGUGUGCAGGAACAGACUGCAGGCUUGGGGCAGGGCAGUGCAAUCCUGAAUGCAGACGCCAGCACCAUGAUACCCAGCUCUUGUACAGGGCUUUCUACUUACAGGCAUGCAAGAACCUAAAUGAAGAGACAUAAAUUAUUGACCAGAAAAUGGCCCAACGAAGCCCAAUCUUCCCAACUCUCGCCCAUUCUGAAAGCUUCUUUAAACUGUAGGAAAAAGAGCCUGACCUGCCUUUGUACGGACAGAGGCAGCAGCAAACAACAUCCAUUCAUCUGUAGCAGCCGGCCUUUACGGGUUCGAAACAUCCCGCUGCACAGCCAGGCGCUGACAGCGGUCCCGCUGGCAUCUGCGAGCCUGGUGGAUCAGCUGGAGGACAGAAUCCUCAGCCAUGAGAAAACCACGGCAGCGCUUGUGGAACACGCUUUUCGCAUCAAGGAGGACAUUGUUUCCACUCUGCACAGAAUGCAGAACAAAGGGGGGGGCGAUCGGUUAGCAAGGCAGCUCCUAGAAGAACACAUCCGGAACAUAACCGCCAUUGUGAGGCAGCUCAACCGGGACAUUGAGAUGCUGCAAGAACAGAUACGUGUCAGAGACAAUCUCAGCUAUGGAACAAAUUCUACCCUAAAGAGCCUGGAAAUGCGGCAGCUUUCUGGUUUAGGGGAUCUUCGUGGAAGAGUGGCAAGGUGUGAUGCUGGGCUAGCCAGACUGUCUGCAGAGCACAAAAUCACAUACGAAAGACUUCAGAGCCUAACUAAAGACCAGCACACCUCUAAGUUGAUCUUAGAAUCGAAAAUCAAAGAGACAGAAAUACAGGUAUCGCACCUGCUGAGCCGCGUGGAGCAGGCGGUGGCGCAGCAGGAAGCCAAGCUGAAGCUGGCCUACAAGGAGAGCGCGCAGCAGCUCCACCUGCUGGACACCAAAUUAAAAAAUGCUAUUGAAGAGCUCAGCAGCCAGAUUUUGUCUGCACGCAGCUGGUUGGAACAGGAACACGAGAGGAUUGAAAAAGAGCUUGUGCAAAAACUUGACCAACUCUCAUUGACUUUUAAGGAGAACACAGAAAUGAGUGAAAGAGCUAUAGAGAUGAAAUUCAGCCAGAUGUCAGAGAAAAUCAACAAAAUAGAAGAAAUACAGAAGAUAACCAUGGAAGCGCAUGAAACACAACAGACUGAAGAAAAGAUAAAUAUUCGCAUUGGCAAACUGCAAAACGAGAUUAAUGAAGAUAUAAAAGAAAUGAAAGCUGAAGUUAAUGCUGGGUUUGCAGCUAUCUAUGAGAGCAUUGGAUCUCUACGGCAAGUUCUAGAGGCAAAAAUGAAACUUGACAGAGAUGAACUACAGAAGCAGAUCCAUCAAAUGAAGCAGGAGGUUCCAAUGUGGGGAGAGGCUGGACCAUGACCACAAGAUUUUGACUGAGAUGAACACUUACUUAUCUGAAUAGGCAGACUAUAGCCUUGUUCCAGUCUGUAAUCCAAAUUAAAUGCAUGUACUGAAGGACAUGCUGCUGUUGCACAGGUCUGUAUGUUUACUUUGAGUGGUAAAUGCAAGCUUUUAAUAUACCAAUUGACAAGAAGCUUUUAUGGGCUGAGGUGCUCAUUUGCCACUGCACUACUCUAGCUGCUCUCAGGAGAUUACCAGCUGUAAAACUGGAGUAAUAUAUUGGUGAAGCUGGCACCUAAUUUGCUAACAGCGUUUCAGUGCUCCCCAGUUGUGUAGGCUUGAUCAGGCUAUUAUAUGCUUAUACAUACAUAAGCAUCUGCACCCCUGCUUUUUUUUUCCUUCCUUUUCAUUUAAAAACAAAAAGACAGAAAAACCCAAACCAGGUUGAUAUCACCUGUGUAGUAUCAGUUUGGCAAGGCUCUGCACCUUGAUAUACAUUACUGUCUUUGAAGUUGAUGGACAUUUUUGCAGUGACUUUCUCUGUCAUUACAGGACAUUGACUCCUUGUGAGGCAAAACUGGCACUGGACAGACCCAUUUUCAAAACCCUUUUUGUUUAGUUGUGCAAAUAUCCUGCGUGCGCACGUGUGUGUAAACUAAAUAGCAUUAUGUAAUGUAGUUGUAGACUAAAAAUGAUUCAUGAACAAUGUAAGAAACAACGUGUGGUCUUAGGUAUUGUGACCUUUUCAGAUGAAUAACCAAGUGGACUUGAGACGAGACAAAAAUAUUUAUAUAACAGUAUUUUUUACUUGGGCAUGUGUUCUUGUGACUUGUUUCAUUUUAUUGAUAAAAGCUUUGAAAGGUUUGAAAACAAAAGAAAGUGAUAAUCUAACAGUCUGGAGAAUGUGAUGUAAAAUAAAAUGCAGUUUAUGAUCAGAUUAGACAUUUCUCUGAAGUUCAACAGCUAACUCUUCAAUAAUUUAGUAGGUUUGAUUUUGUAAUUGAGUUCACAGUGUUUCCAAAUAAUAACGGCCUAUUUUCAUUCCCAUAACAGAUAACACGCUGAAAAUAAGCACUCAUACAAAAUACUAGCCUGUGUGGGAAAAUAUAUAUUUUGAUUUGAUAUUAUCAGCCACAGCUUCAUUUUCCUUAUCUUUUCAAAUCAUGUAGCAUUAAGCACUCACAAAAGGCUUCAUCUGGCAUCCUAUUAACUUGUACAGGUCACAGUAAUUCAUAUACAGAAAUGCUAUUCGUUUAUACAAGCAUUACUGCUAACUUGUACAAACUGAUAGGAUGUCUUCCCACUGUCUUUGUAGGCUGAUUUUUUUUCUGGCUAAUGCUGCAAAACUAGACUCUUAGUUGGACAACCUGUGGCAAGCGUUUCUCCACUUCUAUGGAGUAAUCUAUGGCCCACAAACUUACCAUAGUAAAAUAAAUAAAGGCUCUAAAAACAUUCCCAUUGCCUUCACUAGGACAGUAUACUGUGGGAAAAAAAAAAUAAUCAAGAAAACACACACUAAUCUUUACAAGAUUACUGCCUAAAUUUGUAUCCACUUCCUAUGUAGUUGUAAGUAUUUUAAUGCAAAGAUACCUGAAAUUUUUGCAGCUCUGACUUCUAGUGCUCUCCGAUAACCACACUGCCUCUGUUAUUCCUGUUCUAUACCAGCCAUGCACUGUGAAGUAUAUUUACAAUGGCAGCUAAAAGAGAAGCCCUGUUCACUAAAGGAAGACAGUGAAAUUCUCACAGAGGUGCCUUGGGAAUUGUCUAAAAAUUAAUUCUUUCUUCACGUAUCCUUCUCUGUUCUUAAAUAUUUAGCCAGGUGCAAUGGCAGUGCUAUCUCUGGUGUUCUGUAAAAUUAACAAAAACCCUGAAGAGAUGGAACAAAAACUCAACACUUUUUCUUCUGUAGCUGCAAAUACCCUAGAGAGUAUUGUACAAUACACAGAAAAAAAAGGCAUAAGGGGAAACAGAUAAACAGUUACAUAUGAAUUUAAUAAAAUGUUUCUCUUAUAAAAUGUUGUGUGAUUCAAGGUUAUAUUGAAUCGCUAUGACCCUGCAGGGAAAACUCCUUAACUCCUGCUCCUUCGAUGAACUCCAAUAUGUUAUGCUGGAGAUUGGUUUUGUUCCACAUGCUUGGCUAUGAUGCCAUUAUUGCCUGAAUUGCAGGACAAGACUGGAGGGUCUUCACAGUUUGUGCUUACUAUAAAGCUUAAGCAAUAUCGAAAGUCAUCAUACAGUGAAGCAGAUCUUUAGUCCCUGCCUGGCCUUUCAUUUAAUAGAAAUUCAAUGAUGGUACAAAGGUGUGCAACAUUUUUUCCUAGGGGAUACAUGGCCUUUGAACAAAGAAUAAGAAAAACCAUGAAACCCAAAGAUCUGCUGAGCCCUUCCAAGCCAGCAUGCGAAUUUGGAUCAGCAGGUCCACCUCUGGUCCCUGAAGGAAAAUUCCCCUCUCAAAAAAACUCCCUGAGCUCAAUAGAGGAGCUCAGACAGCAAUUCUUACCUCAUUCACUCCUUUCUGGAGCACACAGAGCACAGGAGGCAGGUAAAACAACUACACUCUUCUAGGCUGAGUUCUCCUUAUGGAAGAGUUUACAGAAGCAGAAAUUUCAGGGGCGUCUUCAACUCAAAACUAUGCUACUGUAGGGUGUCCCCAUUCUAUAAAUCUAAAGCCAAAUAUCACAUCAGUAUAACAGCUUCCAGCAGCAUGAGAUUAAGAGAGCAGGUAGGAACUGCUGCAAAGUACAACUUUAAAUGAUGAAAUAUCUUUGUGAUUGAAAUGCAAGACCUGCAUUUCCAAGAAUGUUUCUGAAAUCAGAUUACUUUCUCCUUCUUCCUUUCUCUUCACCAUUUUUCAGAAGUCACCAUUAAAAAUAUUGAUAAUAGUGUAGCUGAAAGCAAGUAUAAAUAGAGCACACAGUGAGCCAACAAAUCCCAAAGUUCUAAGAGAUAUCAUUUGUAAGCUUAGGUGAGAUAGAAGAAAAUGAUCAAGUGAUGCCAGCACUUUUGAUUUGCAUUUUAGGGAGCAUUUGCUACCAUACUUGAACAUAUAGGAUUCAGCUCUGACUAUUCUUAAAUUAAAACCAAAUCAACCCAAAUGCCAAAGCAAAUCCAAAGCAGAACUCUUCCUAAUACAGCAAAAAGAACUGGUGCUAUACAGAGUGAAUGGAAGAACUCUUGCUGAGCAGAGGGACUUCAUUUACUGUUGCAGAACCCACCAGCUAUCUAUGCCCUAUCCCAUAACAUCACUGCUAUGGAAGUUGUAGGGACCAGACUAAAGCAGAUCAGUUCCUCUCGUGAGAUAAAAAACGUAGUUUUGUCAGCUCCUCAGCUCACACAAGGCUUUAAGCACUUGCAGUCUGCAGACCACAGGAUUCAGUCUGAGUGACAUGACAAAGCAUCUGUGGGCAACCUCAUGAAAAUCCUUCUAACUGGAGUACAUGCCUCUUCCUCAUGUGAUACCACAGCAAAACUACAGCACCAUGCAUCCAGAAGUUACUGGAAAAUGAACUGUCAAUAGUGACAGAAUAAUUGUGUUAUUUACACUCAUUAGGCAAGUUAGUGAUGCAAAUAAAAUUUAAAAAGAUGAUCUUGAUUUCAACGCCCAGUUGUUUAUGUAGUGCAGUUUGACAUCACUGAUAGUAAUCCAAUAGUGAUGCAAUUCAGUGGACACAGUUUUGGCAUUAGAGAAAAACAGUGUGAAAGAAAACAUACAGCAGCACACGUUACACCAAGUUAAACUGAACCAACCUUGUCUCAGUUUCUACAUUUUUCUGUUGGCAGUCAGCAACAGAGAAUGCUCUCCUUAUCUUCAAAUUAAAGUGCUCAGAAGACACACGUUCCAAUUACAGAAGUGUCUAGUAAGAGACAUGAAAAAUGGAUGAAGUCCUCCUACGCACAGAGAAGGUGUUUCUCCUGUGACCUUCUCUGUGGCAUAAGAAAUCUAGAGGCAAUUUCAAAUAAACGCAAAGAAAUUCAGCAACUCCUCUAUUAAACAGGCCACUGGGUGUCACCAUUACUCCUGUCAAGUAAAGAAAAGUGCUGGCUUUACUGGGACGAUCCCUAACAAUAUCACAGCUUGCAGGCUCACCUCAAUUUACAAAUUACUACUCAUUUGGACAACUGAAAAAAGACAUUUGGAACCUUCUGAAGCUUCAGUACAGACUGACAUUUCAUUAACUAGAAUUCUGAGGGAGAUUGGUGUGAUCCUUUAGACCGUGCAAGGAACACCAAGUGGAAACCAAGGUCCUUUGCUAUCAUUUCUGUCAGCAAAACUUAAGUCAACACAUGGCACUAAAAGGUAAGGUAAAACCAGAUGAAAUUUACUGGCAGUUCUUCUCAAAUAGAGGAUCUUAAAAAUCAUACAAAGCUCAAAGAUCAACAUGCAUUUCAAACAGGUCAUUUCAGGAGCAGCUGCUGGCAUGCAGGGUUCUUAUCCCAGCACUGCCUCCCCUCCUGAGAGGGGCUUUGGCACGAGGACCACAGGGUAAUCCAAACAGUUGCUAGCAGAUGAUGUUCUGGGCCUAGUGCAAAAUGCUGCUCUCAAAUCCAUGCAAGAAUAAUCUCAAUAUAAUAAUAUUGGAAUAGCCUUAACAGUGCAGAAAUACUUGAGAGAGCUGUAACUUUUGCUGGCAGAGAUCAGUGAAGGAAAAAAAAAAAAAAAGAAA